UCCGCUGCCGACCCGGGGCAGGCCGCAGGCUUCGAUUGGCUGACGCAGGCUUCGAUUGGCUGCCGCGGACAGCGGUGCGACGGCGCGUGCGAGGGGAAAGUACGUCGUGGAGGCCGCAAUCCCUGUUCCCUCGCCCAUCCUCAGGCCGGUCACUCUGUCAAGUCAAGUAACGGCGCGACCAAAGCAGCCGAGCACUUCUGUAGGGCUGGGAAAGAAGGAGCCGCCGUCGUCAUCUCCGCCAUGGCUUCGUCUUCGUGGGCGUCGAAGGUCUUUCGUUUACUUGGGGGGUUCAAAAGCCAAAAACAGGUGACCAGAAGUUUUGGUAGUUCUGUUCAGACAGUAACUUUGAUCCCAGGAGAUGGCAUUGGACCAGAAAUAUCUGCAGCUGUUGUGGAGAUUUUUGCAACCGCUAAGGCACCUGUUCAGUUUGAAGAGAGAAACGUGACAGCAAUCCAAGGACCAGGAGGGAAAUGGAUGAUCCCUCAAGAUGCCAAAGAAUCCAUGGACAAGAACAAGAUAGGACUGAAAGGCCCUUUGAAAACUCCAAUAGCUGCUGGCCACCCAUCCAUGAACCUGCUGCUUCGUAAAACAUUUGACCUUUAUGCUAACAUCCGCCCUUGUGUAUCGAUUGAAGGCUACAAAACCCCUUACACAGAUGUCGACAUAGUCACAAUACGAGAGAAUACAGAAGGCGAAUACAGUGGAAUUGAGCAUGUGAUUGUUGAUGGCGUUGUACAGAGUAUCAAACUCAUCACGGAAGAUGCAAGCAAACGUAUUGCUGACUUUGCAUUUGAGUAUGCCAGAAACAAUCAAAGAAGCAAAGUUACAGCUGUGCACAAAGCAAACAUUAUGCGAAUGUCUGAUGGGUUGUUUCUGAAAAAAUGCAGGGAAGCAGCAGAAAACUGUAAAGAUAUUAAGUUUAAUGAAAUGUAUCUCGACACUGUGUGUCUGAAUAUGGUGCAGGAUCCAUCUCAGUUUGAUGUCCUUGUUAUGCCAAACUUGUAUGGUGACAUUCUUAGUGAUUUGUGUGCAGGCUUGAUUGGGGGUCUUGGAGUUACACCAAGUGGGAAUAUUGGUGCUAAUGGAGUUGCAAUCUUUGAAUCGGUUCAUGGAACAGCUCCAGACAUUGCUGGGAAAGACUUGGCGAAUCCAACAGCGCUUCUCUUGAGUGCGGUGAUGAUGCUGCGACACAUGGGAAUGCCAGAAUAUGCCACAAAAAUAGAAGAUGCAUGUUUUGAUACAAUCAAAGAUAGGAAGGUCUUGACCAAAGAUUUGGGAGGUAACGCAAAGUGUUCGGAGUUCACAGCAGAGAUCUGCCGCAGAGUAAGGGAUAAAGAAUAAAGCUUCUUCAUAGCUUGUCGGUUUCAGUCACUCCUGGUGGAAUCUGUUACUAAAACACAUUAGCUAUCUGCAAUACAUAUCCAUUUUGUUUGUCUUUCUCUUGAGGAAAGCAAACUUUUAGACAGGGAGCCUCUUUGUUAAAUAAAUUCAGCUCUAAUGGAUGCAAUUAUUCUUGUGCCUGCGUUUUGGUGGACUUUUUCCAAGUGCUUGUUCUUUUUAUUUAUUACAUAUGAAACACAUUUUUAUAGAACAAAAUUCCUUUUAGCAUGAAUUGCACGAAAUGGUCAACCUUCUUCCAUUUCAAGUCCUCCUGUUUUCCAGAAACACUUGAUGUUAAGUCUCCAGAUACGCGGAAGUUAAAGGAGGCUUGGUCUGUUUAAAAGUCUGUUAUCCAUUAGGAAUACAAGAGGGAAUACAGCCUCAAAAUAGCACAAUAUAUUUUUCUAAAGCAAAAGAUCUAUAUGAGACUAGAAAAAUUGUUGAAAAGAGCUCCAUCUGUUCUUGCACGUGAAACCUAUCCUUCAAAAGCAUAAAUAAAGACUUGCAACUGUGGGAAUAUUAAAUGAGUUUCAGCUAUUGUAUAUAAAAUGGAAGGUAUCUCUAACCUUUUGGGACUGAAAGAAUACUGUUAAAAGUACAUUUUGACCACACUUUUAGACUUCAGAGUUUCUCUACACAUUACCUAUUUGCUCUAGCAUUCCUCAAUGAAGAUUAGUUAUACAACUUGAUUUUGUCUGUUACAUAUUGUGAAGGAAUGUUUAAUGCUUUCCUGCCUAGAUGGAUAUCAAUGUAUACUUUACAACUGCUACUGUAAUGUAAUGGCUUUUGUAUUGUGCUCAAGGUUUGAUAUAGAUCUUCAGUUUACAUUUAAAUAGGCAAGUUGGUAAUUAAUGGAUUUCAAUCCACUCAAAUGGAAGAUGAAUGACAGACUAUACAGCUGAUCUGAGGCAGAAGGAGGGAUCAUGGGAGGCUCAUAGCUGCUGCUAGCAACAGCAGCCCUGCAUGUCCUCGUCUGGCGACAUGUGGUAAUACAAAUUGCAUGACAUGGUUAUCAUUGAGCUGUGCCAUCCCCCAGUCAGCAGCAGAUGAAGUGGGACAGAGAAUCUCCUGGUAUAAUUUUGUAUGUGUUGUAUUUAGCAGACAUUACAGGGGGGCAGGGCAAAGGAGGAGGACAUGCAGGGAUGCUUUGCAGCAACUUGUGUUUUCCAUCAGGUCUCCAUUUCAGCCAUAGUAUAAGGAAAUGUAUGGGUUUUGGGGGGGACGGGGAGGGAGAGAGCACUCUGACUGAAUGUUGUUGGAAGGCCAUAACCUGCCACCUUCACGCAUUAUGUGUGGGCAUACAUGUCAUAAACCUUUUGAAUGUGUUGGAAUAACACCCAUGCUCAGACACUCUCUCCAUUGUGCAUGGUACACUUGCAGUCUAUCCCAGGGCUAAUAUGAGAGGUGUGACUGAGCCUGUAGCUGGCCAGUGACUCCCUGUCUUGCAUGUUUUUUUCUCUCCGCACACACUGAAGCCAAACCAUGCAGAACUACUUGGCUUUACCACUACAGUUUCCCAUUUCAGUGUCCAAACAACCAGAAGUAGUGAUGAGACUGUGAGGUUUGGGGAGCUUUUUUUUUUUACUUUUUACUUCCGCAUUGAGAGGCAUACCAAGAGGUAACUUUCAGUCUUGCAUAUUAAUAUGGGUUUCUCAAAGAGCUUGGCAACAGAGCUGUUGCUUGACCAGAGUGUGUUGUAUUCUUGCUGCUUCCGUCUCUUGGAUUGUACUAAGUGACAGGGGUUACCAUUAGUGCACAAAGCGAGGAAAAAUAAAGACCUCCCAAAGA
Messenger RNA from Rhineura floridana, 3168 nucleotides. It is a transcript of the gene IDH3A, whose product is annotated as isocitrate dehydrogenase (NAD(+)) 3 catalytic subunit alpha. The record is from RefSeq and is a predicted model, not a curated record. Bases 241 to 1341 code for a protein of 366 amino acids. Gene Ontology annotation, biological process: tricarboxylic acid cycle; isocitrate metabolic process. Gene Ontology annotation, cellular component: mitochondrion. Lineage: Eukaryota; Metazoa; Chordata; Lepidosauria; Squamata; Rhineuridae. The transcript has 11 exons. Gene Ontology annotation, molecular function: NAD binding; isocitrate dehydrogenase (NAD+) activity; magnesium ion binding.